Uncinocarpus reesii 1704 is the source of this 585-nucleotide messenger RNA. RefSeq lists its product as uncharacterized. The transcript has a single exon. The record is from RefSeq and is a predicted model, not a curated record. Bases 1 to 585 code for a protein of 194 amino acids. NCBI's taxonomy places the organism in Eukaryota, Fungi, Ascomycota, Eurotiomycetes, Onygenales, Onygenaceae.
AUGAAGUUUAUCUCUCUCCUCCUUGCGGUCUCCUCCGCUGCCCUUGCCGCUCCGGCUCCGGCUCCCGCUCCUGAUGCCGGGCUCACAGCUCGACAAAGUGACCUCGUCUACCCAUCCGGUACCUUCCGCUACUUCAUCAACUCCGGCCGAGUCAUCGAGGAUCCCCAGGAUCAGCUCCUCGUAGUCAAAGACGGGAACCGCGACCACGAAUCGAGCACGAUCGUCACAUUCAAUCUCGGUGAAGAGCACAGAGGCCGCACCUGCAAGCUUGUCUUCGACCUCUGGGACCGCGACGUGUCCACCGGCUCGCAUCAGAUGGACGUGUUUUCCGUCCUGAACCCUCCAGGACAAUUCACCGUUGCCAGCAUCCCGACCGUCCGUCCGGCGUCCAGCAGGGAUAAGCACAAGGGACGCAUCGAAGUGCAGAAGCCCGGCAGUGCGAACUGGCUUAUGGCGUAUGAUGGUUACCCUCAGUUCCCUUGUCCUGUCGGGGAGGUGAUGGGUAUUGAAUUUGUUGGCGUGGGUGACCGUGUGGAAAUCCGCUGGGAUAUUGGUGUGACGGGACCGAGAAUUCGGCCGCUGUGA